UGGCUCCUUGUCGAAACUAUCACAAUCAAUCCAACCACCGUUCAGUGUACAUCACGAGGAGCACAGCAACAUGGUGUCCAGUAAAGUAGUGUGCUUGUUGGCCCUGGCCCUAUUCGGGAGCGCAGCUGCCCAGCCUGCCAAGGACGCCUUCUGGAAGGGCACCCCCAUGGAUGGCAUGGUGGAGGAGAUGAGAUCUGGCUGCGCUGAAGGAUCCGACCCCACCGCCUGCAUCAAAUACAAGGUCAUGUCGUUAUUGGACUCCAUUUUCAAGAAGGACACCUUCCAGAUCUCCGACGCCGUCGAGGUGACUAAGAAUGGUGCAGCCAACGAUGUCAGUGCUCGCUCUAAUGGCGAUUUCUUCGACAGCAUUGAGAACUUCAUCCAGUCCCACGAUGUUACCUUCAAGCUGCCAAUCGUCGACACUCAGAUCACUGUCAGCCCCAGGAACCUCGACAAUGAUGAGCUGUCCCUGAACGUUAAGUUCAACAAGGAGGGUGCCCGCGCCGUCGGAGAGGCCCGCAAGGCCAAGCUCAAGAAGAUCAUCGUCCCCAUCCUGGUGUUCAUCCUCCUCAAGGCCAUGACCCUCAUCCCUCUCGCCAUCGGUGUCCUCGGUCUGAAGGCCUGGAACGCUCUGCAACUGUCCUUCUUCUCCUUCGUGGUCUCCGUCGCGCUGGCCAUCUUCCAGCUCUGCAAGAAGUUUACCCAGAUUGCGGCGGACAACUCGCAUCCCCAGAUCGCUGCCCACGGCCCCUGGGACGCCGCGUACGCCGCCACCCGCCGCAGGAGAGACGCCGAACCCCAGGAGCUGGCCCAGGAACUCGCCUACAACGCUUACCACUAAGAUAUCCGACCACCCCAACCCAACGACCUAUAUCCGACCCCUAUUUAGUGCGCUGUUGUCCAACAGUUCACAGAUGGGCCCGAUAACAUAGACCAAAUAAAAUGAUUUCGUCGAGAAAUCGAGAUCGUGUAAAUACUAUGUAAUGCAACUUAUUUAUUAAAAUAUUGUGCUUGAGAGCGUGUGAUUGUGAUGUAUGACUGAUGUUAUUUAUUUAUAUUGAUAAUAAAUCUUUGAAGAAUUA
This is a messenger RNA of Spodoptera frugiperda (fall armyworm), 1082 nucleotides long. RefSeq lists its product as uncharacterized. NCBI's taxonomy places the organism in Eukaryota, Metazoa, Arthropoda, Insecta, Lepidoptera, Noctuidae. The record is from RefSeq and is a predicted model, not a curated record. The transcript is spliced from 3 exons. Bases 71 to 841 code for a protein of 256 amino acids.